Molecule: messenger RNA, 1242 nt
Organism: Drosophila arizonae
Lineage: Eukaryota; Metazoa; Arthropoda; Insecta; Diptera; Drosophilidae
Gene: Rtca
Product: RNA 3'-terminal phosphate cyclase
Biological process (GO): RNA processing
Cellular component (GO): nucleus
Molecular function (GO): RNA-3'-phosphate cyclase activity
Source: RefSeq, a predicted model, not a curated record
UCCAUCACAGACUCAAGUGACAUUUGAAAUUAAAAUCCAAAUAGGUAACAUAUUUAUCACAAGCAAAACAUUUAAGAAACUGGUAAAAAUCGGUAACCGGGCAUGAGUUGUUUUGUGGAAAUCGACGGCUCCUAUUUGGAAGGCGGCGGACAGGCUCUACGUAAUGCAUUAGCCUUAAGUGUUAUACUUAAUCGCCCAGUGCGUGUGAUCAAAAUACGUGCCAAUCGCCCCAAGCCGGGUCUAUCACAUCAACAUCUCCAUGGCGUCAAUUUGCUGCGGGACAUCUCCAAUGCUGAGGUGAAGGGUAAUGUGCUGCACUCCACCGAGCUGACAUUCACACCGCACACAAUCAUUGGCUCUAUGUACAAGGUGGACACACGAACCGCUGCGAGCAUUACGCUUGUUUACCAGAUGGUAAUGCCGGUGCUGUUGUUCGCUGGCACCACAUCACGGAUUGAUGUGAUGGGCGGGACAAAUGUCUCGUAUUCUCCGCAGGUGGAAUAUAUGCAGCAAGUGCUGUUGCCCAAUUUGAAGCGUUUUGGCGUUAAUUUCGAUCUGAAGGUGUUGCACUAUGGAUUUUAUCCACGUGGCAAUGGACGCUGCGUACUCGAAGUGGCACCGGUGCGUUCCCUAAAUGCUGUUCAAAUAAAUGACUUCGGCCAGUUCCGUGCCGUCAGGGGCUCUGCCUACUAUUCCGGCCGGCUGCCCAAGUGCAUUGCCUUCGAUAUGCAGCAUUCGGCUGAACGUGAAAUACAUCGCUUGUGGCCGGACCAUGAGUGCACCAUACAUGUGUUCAAGCAUCCACCAGACAAAGUCCGUGACAAUGGAGCUGGCAUCAUAUUGACUGCAGUGACCAGCACUGGCUGCAUCAUGGGUGUAGCCACAGUGGGUGAGAAGAAUAUUGAUGGGCACAUGAUUGGAUCCAAUUCCUCUUGCGAAUUGGCUGGCUACAUAAAGAAUGACAUAUGUGUGGACGCUCACAUGCAGGAUCAGCUAAUCAUCUAUAUGGCAUUGGCCAAGGGCUGUUCAAGUAUUCGUUCUGGGGCUCUAACCAAGCACACACGGACCGCUAUCUAUGUGGCCGAGCUAAUGGCUGGGGUCAAAUUCAAUAUUGAAUAUAAGAAUCUCGGACUGACGCUGAUCUCAUGCGAAGGCAUAGGGCACUGCAAUGCAUAUAUGUAACAUGUCUAUACACACAAAUACGCACCAAAACAUACAUACAUAAACACACACGCACACACA